Messenger RNA from Soboliphyme baturini, 867 nucleotides. Lineage: Eukaryota; Metazoa; Nematoda; Enoplea; Dioctophymatida; Soboliphymatidae. The record is from the annotation of a GenBank genome assembly.
AUGUGGUUGGUUGGUAAAGAGCACAGUUGGUUGACGGUCACUGACUGGAAGUUUACCUUUUACAAGUCGCUUAGCAUGUUUCGUCGCGGACCGCUCAGACCAAGGGAGUGGGCUUUUAAUCCGGCAGUGAUAGACGGGUCGACGAAACGGCAAGCGGAGACCGGUGCGUUGGCAGAGGUCAACCACAGCUUCGACGAUGCUGACAGCUCGGAGAGUUUGCAAAGUUCCAGCAGCGAAAACAGUAGUAUGCCAUCCUCGCCGUUCCAGUGUCAAAAUCCCUGCCAUCCAUGCUUCUCACUACCUGAUUUACUGUACUCAUCGCACGGCGCCGUUAACGCCGAGAUUGAAGAGACGACUGCAGACGGUUCAACGCUUUCGCCUUUGCCGUGCGAAACUUUCAGAAACUUUCCCGUGCUGGUACAACGACCAACAGAGGUUGUGAAGUGCUGUUCUAAGUGGCUGCUGUGGGGAGUUAUCGAUGCAGCUUAUGCCGUUUCGUACAGACGAAAAACUGACGUUCAUAAAGUGGACGAUUCAACCUAUUGCUUCAAUUCCAGCUCCUUUCUGGAUCCGGUGGUCAUUGAUGCUAACGGAUUCAGCGACAAGACAAAUCUGCCUGACCAUCAAAUCUGUCUCAACAUGUUCACUGCAAAUCCAGUGGCCCUAGACGAUCAGGAGAAGCCUGAAGUCGCAGCGCAACGAGCCAGCGAUAACAGUUUUCCUUUAGCAGGUGAGGUCGUAGAAUCAACCAACGAAAGGAACAAACUUAACCUCAAAAUUGGUACAGUCAACCACCGGGAGAAAAAGAUCUACGAAUCGUUGAAAGCUCUGGUGCAAAAUGCUUCCGGUUUCAGUAACUCAUGGUAA